AUGGGUCAAGACGACGAUAAUAAUAAUGACAAUAAUAGUCAGAAUAUUGAAAACAAACAGGAACAAGAAAAUGAUACUCCUUUAAAUAAUAAUAUCCAACCACAGUCAGUUCCAAAUAAUAAUAUUAAAAAUGAUGAAAACAAUAAUAACAACAAUAAUAAUAAUAAUAAUAAUAAUAACAACAACAAUAAUAAUAAUAAUAAUAAUGCAGGUAAUAAUAUUAUAUUUGAUAAUAUUAAAAAUAAUCAAUAUACAGUCGAUGAAACAAAAAAGAAAAGAUUAUCAAUGGAAACACUCCAACAGAUUCUACCAAAGACUGCAAAUCACAACGCUCACACCUUCCAGGUCUACGACCAGCAUGACGUCAAGACUGGCGCCUAUCCAAAGCUAUCGAUAGAACUCUUUGGCACCAGUAAAGAGAUUCCACAGUUCUACCACGAAAUCAAGCAUCAAAUCGGAAUGCGUCUCAACAGCAAUGCCGCAUCGCCAAGCGCAUCGUCCAGCACAACGAUCCAGCGUGGUCAAUUCAUCGAUAUCCCACUGAAAUCGAUGAAUGCCGUCACACUGCCCGUUCCAAUGCCAAAGGGUGUACAUCCCGAUGCCCGUAUGGCAAUUCCAUCGUUUGAGCCAGCCGCGACAACCACCGGUACCACUUCGCCAGGUCCAACCGCCACUACCACAACAACCACUACCACCACCACCGCCACCACUUCGCCAACCACAUCACCAGGUGCCAAUCAACCUAAAGGUGUAACAGCCGUACCACCCGAUACCACUCUCAACAUCAAAGACAAGGCAAAAGCCAAACAAAAGGCAGCUGAAUACGAUGUUGUUGAUCAUGAAUCAACACUUGAACAAUUAAGUGAAAAGUUUGGAACAAAUAUUCAUUUUACUGAUCCAUCACAAAGUCAAGGUUUGACAAGUGAAUCAGCUAAAUUAUUGUUAGAGAGAUACGGUCCAAAUAUUUUGAAACCACCAAAGGAGAGUCCGUGGUAUGUCAAGCUGGCAUUGUGCUUUGUAAACUUCUUUAUGAUUCUAUUGGAGGUUGCAGGUGUUUUGUGUUUUAUUGCAUUCGCUUUGGAUACUGAUCAGAGAGUCAAUUUGUAUCUUGGAUGUGUGUUGUGGGCCAUCGUUAUUUUCACAUGUCUCUUGACGUUUGCACAGGAAUGGCAGAGUAGCAACAUUAUGAAUUCCUUCAAGAAGCUGCUUCCACAGGCGACACGUGUCGUUCGUGACGGUAUGGAGACAAGGAUACCCGUCGCCGAUAUUGUCAUUGGUGACGUCGUCGUUGUCAGCGCCGGUGACAAGAUUCCCGCCGACAUAAGAGUGAUCACCUGUAACGGUAUGAAAGUGGACAACUCCUCGUUGACCGGUGAGAGUGAACCACAAUCCUGUACGGUAACCUGCACCGAUGAGAAUCCGUUGGAAACUCACAAUCUUGCAUUCUACGGUACUCUGGUGAUGGACGGAUCGGCGCGUGGCGUCGUCAUUAGAACCGGUGGAAAUACACUGAUCGGUAAGAUUGCCGAUAUGGCAUCGAACACACAGACCGCCGAGACUACAUUGCAAAUCGAGACAAAGAGAUUCGUUCGUUUCAUCAGUGCCCUCGGUAUCACUAUGGGUUUGAUCUUCUUUAUUGUCGGAUUCGGUGUCGGUCUGAAACCAAUUCCAAAUUUGAUCAAUGUACUCGGUUUGAUUGUAGCUAACGUACCAGAGGGUUUGCCAUCGACUAUCACUGCUUGUCUUACCGUGACUGCGCGUCGUCUCAGUCGUCGUAAUGUCUACGCCAAGAAGCUCGAAUCCAUUGAGACACUGGGAUCGAUCACUUUGAUCGCUUCCGACAAGACCGGUACACUCACUCAGAAUCGUAUGACUGUCAGUCACAUGUGGUACGACAACACCAUUGUCAAGGCGAUCAACGACGGUAUGACUAUUGGACGUGCAAUGUUUGACGAGAAUUCACCGACCUGCUCCGAUCUCUUGAGAAUCGGCGCAUGUUGUAAUCGUUCCGAUUUCGAUAAGCUCGCCGAAGGUAACAUGGAGAAACCAAUCGAUCAACGUUUGAUUCUCGGUGACGCUUCUGAAUCCGCGCUUAUUCGUUUGUGUCACAAACUCGAGGAGAUCGAGAUUACACGUGCCAACAAUCCAAAGAUCUUUGAAAUUCCAUUCAACUCUACCAACAAAUGGCAGUUGUCUAUUCAUCGUCGUAGUAGCGAUCCAAACGAUAAAUCGACUCGUGUGCUCAUGAUGAAGGGUGCUCCAGAGAUUAUCUUUGCCAAGUGCUCAAAGAUUAUGAUGAACGGCAAAGACAUUGACAUUGACGACAAGAUGCGUUACGACUUCCAACAGGCCUACGAAGAACUAGGUUCGAUGGGUGAGCGUUGCCUUGGUUUCGCUCAGAUCGUUCUCGACGAGAAGGAAUACGGUCCAAUGCACGACAACCUCUACGACGCACAACAACUCAACUUCCCAACCAGUCAACUCACAUUCGUCGGUCUCUGCUCACUACUCGAUCCACCCAGAGAAAAUGUACCGUUCGCUGUCCACCAAUGCAAGACCGCCGGUAUCAAAGUUAUCAUGGUUACAGGUGACCAUCCAAUCACUGCCAAAGCCAUUGCCAAGAAGGUCGGUAUCAUUUCAUCACCAACUGCCGAAGACAUUGCCGCCGCCAAGGGUAUUCCACUCGAGGAAGUCGACGAAUCCGAAGUCAAAGCUGUCGUAUUGCAUGGUAGCCAGAUUCGUGAGCUCACCGAAACCGAUUGGGAUCGUGUUCUCUCCAAGAGUGAGAUUGUAUUUGCCCGUACUUCACCUCAACAGAAAUCACAGAUUGUCGAACAAGCUCAACGUAGAAAGGAAGUAGUCGCUGUCACUGGUGAUGGUGUCAACGAUUCGCCAGCUCUCAAAAAGGCAGAUAUCGGUGUGGCUAUGGGUAUCGUCGGUAGUGACGUCGCCAAGGAAACAGCCGACAUCAUUUUGCUGGACGAUAACUUUGCCAGUAUUGUCGCCGGUGUCGAAGAGGGUAGAAUUAUCUUUGACAAUCUCAAGAAAUCGAUUGCCUACACUUUGACACACGCAUUCCCAGAGGUUAUUCCAUUCGUCCUGAACAUUAUCCUCGGUAUCCCAUUGGCUAUCACAUCGUUCUUGGUGCUCUGUAUCGAUUUGGGAACAGAGUUGGCACCAGCCAUUUCGCUCGCCUACGAAAAGGGUGAGAAAGACAUCAUGACACGUAAGCCACGUAUACUUGGAGUCGACCAUCUUGUAACCACCAAUCUGCUAUCCUACAGUUACUUGCAAGCCGGUCCAAUGGAAGCAAUCACCUCGCUUAUGAGCUUCUUCUUGGUGAUGGCAUCGUAUGGUUAUCCACCAUCCAGUUUGCUCUACUCUGCCAAAGACUACUUCCAGGAAGGUGCACAACCUUUUGAAGUCGACGGUAAAUUCUACACCGCAUCACACCAAGUCGCUGCACUCGAAGAAGCACAGACCGCCUACUUUAUGACAUUGGUAAUGUGUCAAUUCUUCAAUCUCAUCACAAACAAGACUCGUGUCGUUCCACUCUGGAGACACGGUAUGGCCAACAUGUACGUUAACAUCGGUCUCAUCAUUGAAGCUGGUAUCUGUUGUUUCAUUAUCUACACCCCAUUCGUUCACACCAUCAUUUCUUCUGCCAACGUCAGUGGAAUCUACUGGGCCUAUCCACUCCCAAUGGUAUUCCUACUAUUCGCCUGGAAUGAAACUAGAAAACGUAUUGCAUUCGACCAUGAUUGGGAUAUUUCAAAGGUUUUGAGAUUUUAA
Heterostelium album PN500 is the source of this 3792-nucleotide messenger RNA. RefSeq names its product P-type ATPase (gene ionA). Bases 1 to 3792 code for a protein of 1263 amino acids. The transcript is spliced from 3 exons. Lineage: Eukaryota; Evosea; Eumycetozoa; Acytosteliales; Acytosteliaceae. Gene Ontology annotation, molecular function: ATP binding; ATP hydrolysis activity; P-type sodium:potassium-exchanging transporter activity. The record is from RefSeq and is a predicted model, not a curated record. Gene Ontology annotation, cellular component: membrane. Gene Ontology annotation, biological process: intracellular sodium ion homeostasis; intracellular potassium ion homeostasis; proton transmembrane transport.